Meleagris gallopavo (turkey) is the source of this 2955-nucleotide messenger RNA. It is a transcript of the gene GPATCH2, whose product is annotated as G-patch domain containing 2. The record is from RefSeq and is a predicted model, not a curated record. Gene Ontology annotation, molecular function: nucleic acid binding. Lineage: Eukaryota; Metazoa; Chordata; Aves; Galliformes; Phasianidae.
GGGUUCAUGUUCCGGGUCGCCGAGCCCAACCCGACCCGAGCUCCGGCGGCGAGGAAGAGCUGGCAUUUCAGUAGGACUAUGGAGGAGCUGGUUCACGAUUUAGUCUCAGCACUGGAAGAAAGUUCAGAGCAAGCCAGAGGGGGUUUCGCUGAUACUGGAGAUCAUUCUCGAAGUGUCUCUUGUCUUCUGAAGCGGCAGGCAAGAAAAAGGAGGGGACGAAAAAGGCGUUCAUUUACCACCCAUCAUCCCUGGGAGACUGGUCACUGUUUAAGUGAAGGUUCUGAUUCCAGUUUAGAAGAAUCAAGCAAAGAUUACAGGGAAAAUCAUACUAACAAAAAAGACCACAGUGACUCUGAUGACCAGCUGUUGAUUGCUAAACGCAGGCCUUCCUCAAACUUAAAUAACAUUAGAGGCAAAAGACCUCUAUGGCAUGAACCGGAUUUGGCUAUGGACAAUUUAGGAAACAGAACUUUGCGCAGGAGAAGAAAAGUGAAACGGAUGGCAGUUGAUCUGCCAUCAGAAGUUUCUAAUGCACUGACAAUAACUCAACAGCAGGAUAACAGAGAUCAAAAAAUGGACAAUGACAAUAAAUCAUACCAACAUCAGGAGUUUUCUAAGAGCAAAGAAAAGAGAAAAGUAGCUGCAGUUCGACAAGGACCUGAAAUCUUGGAUGAAGGAGUAGUAAUAGAAAAUGAAGAAAUGAACCAAGCAAAUAAGGACAAAAUGGAGUAUGAGGAGCAAAAGGGCUCAGAUGAGAACAUGAGUGACAGUGAAUCCAGCAGUCUGAGCAGCAGUGAUGCUGGUUUGUUUACCAAUGAUGAAGGAAGACAAGGUGAUGAUGAACAGAGCGAUUGGUUUCAUGAAAAUGAAUCUGGUGGAGCAUGUGGAAUUACAGGAGUCAUUCCUUGGUGGGAACAAGAAGACUCUACAGAACUGGACAGAGAAUUGCCCGAUCCAGUCUUUGAAAGUAUCUUAACUGGUACUUUCCCCCUCAUGUCCCAUUCAGGGAGGAGAGGUUUCCAGAGCAGGUUUAGUCAUCUUCAUGGAAUGCCAGCAAGAAACACAAAAAAGGCUUCAGGAAACCAAAAUGCAAUGAUAACUCCAGGACCAGGUGGUAGCAGAAAGACAAUUCACUUGUCCCAGGAUUCUCUUCACCAUGACCAUUGGUUUAGCCCUGGGGCUAGGAAGGAACAUAGCCAGCUCUUGCGAGACAACCGGUCGGACAGAGGACACAAGAAGAACAGCUCUGUAAAAACAGCUAGCAGGCAAACCAGUGUGCAUUUAGGAUCAUUGUGCAUGGGAGACAUCAAACGGAGAAGGAAAGCUGCUCCCCUGCCAGGACCCACAGGGUUUGUAGGUGAAAACACCCAACCAAUCCCAGAAAACAACAUUGGAAAUCGAAUGCUUCAGAGCAUGGGCUGGACUCCUGGCACUGGCCUUGGACCAGACGGGAAAGGGAUAGCAGAGCCAAUACGAGCCAUCCAGAGACCAAAAGGACUUGGACUUGGAUUCAGCUGACAGAAAUGCACUUUGGCUGCCAAGUGAAAGUAAAGAUUGAAAAUAAUUUAAAAAGACAAGAAUUGCAAACUUGUAUUAUUUGUUAUGAUCAGCAAAUCCAGUUGUUCUUCUCUCAAAGAUCACUGAAGCCUGUGUGCUUCACAUCAGCUACUCCAGCUGCAAGUACAGCCACAGUGACAGAACGGCGUUUGAAUCUAAUUUUACAAUGGUGCUACAAUUUACAAACACUUGUAUUUUUUUAUUUCCUCUGGUCUUAAAGUUUGUAUUAAGUAAAAAAUUCAGUGUAUUUGCUUCUUUUCAUAGAGCCUUCUGACACAGCAGAUUUUAGUAUAUAAGCAAUUUUUUUUGUAAGUAUAAUUUCAUCUCAAGAGCCUUGAUAAGGUUUGUCAAGGAAAAUUGAAGUUUAUAUAGUAAUUGUGUUUUCCCCCUUUUCAGGCCAAGUUUCCAAACCUGAUAUUUCUAGUGUUUAACAGUAUUUGAGGAUAAGCUGUCAUUUUGCCUGUAAGAUAUACAUGUUUUCUGCUGGAAGGUGAUAUGUUAUACAAUUUUGUAUAAGAGCGUGAAAAAUGGUUUUGUCAUCAUAGGAAUGCCAUUUCAACAUCAUUAUCUGGCAAUGUAUCACUGUCUUCCACGUUCAAGCUCAAAAGUAAAGCUUUUAUACUUGUUUUUACAUUUGCAGGAUUAUCUUUUUUCAGCAGAUAUUUUAAAAUUUUUAAGUUUAUUCUAAGUGUGGAUAUCUCUUUAUAUAAAUAAUCCUUAAUGUGUCUACACUUAAGGAUAUAUUUCAACUUUGAACCAGAAAGUUGUAUUUUAAAGAUGCCCCUGUCAGUGUUAAUAUGCUGGGAUUUGGUAUUUUAAACAAUGCAGUGUUCAACAUUUGUUUUGUGAUUGUGCUGGUGCCAGUGAGCCACAAUGUUUAAGGAACAUAAAGUAACUGAAAAAGGACAAGAAGUGAGAUUAGGAUGAAGGAAAGGAAGGAAAAAGAUAGCUUCUUAAACAUCGAAGCUAGCAAUUUAAAAUCGAGAAGGGUCAUUAAGUGUUUUAAUCAGUAUCCUAAUGUAUCUAAUAUCAGCAGUAGUAAUUUCAUUAAGCAGCAACCAAUCAAGCUCCCAAGGCACUAUUGGUCUGUAGUAUAAAACAAAUUCCACUUUAAAAUUGAAUGAUAGGGCUGAAGAAAACGGUUGUGCAGAUGGACUAAGGAGAAAAUAUUGCACCUGCUGUAGUAGCUAGAAAUAUUUACUUUGAUUGCAGAGGGAACAGGAUUUGGUUCUUCAGUUUCUUUUCUUCCCUGUCCUUGCUACCAAAUUGCUUAGAAAAAUACCUUAAAGAUGAUUGCAAAGAUAAUUCCUGAGAAUAACAGGAGUGCAGCCUCCUUCAUGUGACUGAAACAUAGUGAUGAAUUUUAAGAACUGUUUUUUUCACUGAUCUUUUUCUUUC